AUGGCGAUGGGAAAGAAGAGUUCAAAUGGUGCGUUCAGUCGAGCCAAGUUGUUAAACAUUGGAUUCAAUGAAUCACAUGCCAUUAGUAACUUUAGCUGCUACAUAUUUCAUGACGUUGAUAUGCUACCCAUGUCACCAGACAACUACUAUCACUGCGGGGACAGCCCUAUUCACAUGGCAGUUGGCGUUGAGAAAUAUGGUUUUAAGUUACCGCAUGACACAUACGCAGGCGGUGUACUAGCCAUGACAGGAGAGCAAUUCCUACGCAUUAAUGGCUUCUCCAAUCUGUACUUUGGCUGGGGAGGUGAAGACGAUGAUGUCGCAAUAAGGUGA
Molecule: messenger RNA, 333 nt
Organism: Dreissena polymorpha
Lineage: Eukaryota; Metazoa; Mollusca; Bivalvia; Myida; Dreissenidae
Product: beta-1,4-galactosyltransferase 4-like
Exons: 3
Coding region: 1-333 (110 amino acids)
Biological process (GO): carbohydrate metabolic process
Molecular function (GO): glycosyltransferase activity
Source: RefSeq, a predicted model, not a curated record